UCGAAAGGAGCUGUGGUUUCGUGCCAGUACUUCCCCUUCCAGUGCCAAAGUUCGCGGGCCCUCGCUUUCCAGGGGGCCGCGGGCACUUGUUUUCCCGACCGCGUUGCCAUAGGGCUGACCGCAGCUUUUCCACCCGAACCGAAAUCGAAAACUUGGCGCUGGCGCUCUCGCCGAGGCGAUAAGCUCUCUCGCUUCUCUCGCGGCGACUGGCGACUGGCGACUCGGGUCGCCGAGAACAGCAGGAAAAUCCAUUUUCCAUUUUCCCACAUACGGACACUGGCUCAAAGUAUCGUGUGCGGCGGACGUCCUUGUCGUGCGUGCGUCGUUUGCUCGCGCUGACGGUGUUUUUUGGGUUCAGGGAGCACAGGCACAUCGCAUCGAGCAACAUGGAAAUAUAGCCACUGGCGAGGCGCAACGGAACCACAGGAGCCCCAGCUAACUAACUGUUCAUUUUCGCAAUCGCAUUCGAAUCGAUUCAGAGUGUUGUUGUGUGCUGGUGCAUUCGAAAGUCGAAAAGAUGUGAUGCCUUUUUUUUUAGUGAGAUUUUUUCCUAUUUUCCCCCAUCAAUUUCGGUGAGAGUGCUGUGCAGCGAAAGGGAAUACGCAAAAACGAUUUUUUUUAGAAAAUCGCGAGAGUCCCCGAAGGAGAAGGCCACACAUAGAAAGGAAAAGGAAAAGCGAAAACCAAGGAAAGGCAGCGCAAUAAGGUUUUCACCUGCACACACCACCUUUAAAGACCUUACGCUGAAAACUCGCCACUUGGAGGCCACAAAAGCGUGCUAUUUAUGGAUAGAAGAAAUAAAAGGAGUCCCAAUCAAUUUAAGCAUCAAUUCAACAUCUUGCGGUCGGUGCUAAAGGAAGCUGGGCGAGAAGAGGGCACUCCAGAAGGUCUUCAGCGGCGAAACAGGGGGCGUCACAUUUAACGGAAGGAAAAGGGAAGCCAACCCGACCGAAUCAUGAAACAUUCAAAUAUCUCCAUACACAAGGACAUGAUGGAAUUCGGAUAACUGCAACCGAGAACCACGUAAACAAAUCAAAUUAGGACAUUUUCACCGAGUACUUCAUUUAGCGGUUAUAAGCCUCGUUAAUGAUCAUGAAUGGAAGAGAUAUUUAUAGAGUUCGUAAAUGAAAGCAUACUUCCGAACAAAGCAACUCUGAUAUAUACCACCCAAACCAAACUGUUCUCAGCGAAUCAGUAAGGACCAAGAGGAGGAGGAGGAGGAGGAGGACGACGACGAGGAAAAGGCCGACGGGCCAGAGAGGGCAGCAAAACAGCCGCCACUUUAGCGGGCACAGCGGUCAUGGAACCACCCGGCGGAGUGCCGCCGGAUAGGGAUAGGCAGCUGGUGCUCCGGAAUCAGUCAGCUGCCCUGGUGCCCGUGAUCGUUUCUGCACCACCCUCUGGACCGGGAGCAACCACGCCCAACCCGCAACCACCGGCACAGUCACAGGCGUCGCCGCUGCCCAGCAAGCCAACCAGUCUGAGUCUUCAGCCGCAUGCCGUGCUCCAGGCCAUGCAACAGUUGUCCCCAUCGGCCGGAGGCAACAACAAUGCCACCAGCGCAGUUGCCACGGCCACGAGCAGCAGCAGCGGGAACGCCAAUAGCGGCAGCAGUCCCGCCCUGGCCUCCACCGCAACGGCCAUAUCGGCGACAACCCAGGCAGCCACUGCCUUUAGCGGCAGCUCGGUGGGUCACCACCACCCGCAGCACCAUCACCAGCAUCCGCAUGCCCCACAGCAGCAGCAGCAGCAACCGCAUCCGACCAAUGCACCGAGUACAGCGCCACAAGCCCACCACCACGGCUCCAUAUCCAUCACUGGGUCGAGCGGUGGACUCAUUGGUUCCAGUGGCGGCAGUGGUAACCAGCAGCAGGCCAUCGAGAAGCUAUCGCGACCCAUGGCCUUCGAUAAGAUGGAAAUGCUGGUGCGUGAGAUGCAGGACCAGGAACACGGUGUGCCCGUGCGGCAGCAGAAAAUGUUCCUCACAUCCAUACCAUAUGCGUUUAUGGGAUACGAUCUGAUUGAAUGGCUGAUGGACCGCCUGCAAAUCGAGGAGUCGGAGGCCCUGAACAUCGCUAAUCAACUGUGUCUGCACGGCUACUUCUUUCCGGUCAACGACUCAAAGACGCUGACCGUGAAGGACGAUUCCUCGCUGUAUCGGUUCCAGACACCCUACUAUUGGCCCUGGCAGCACAAGGCGCCGGAUAAUGUGGAGUAUGCCAUAUAUUUGGCCAAACGAUCGCUGCGCAACAAGCAGCGGCACGCACUGGAGGACUACGAGGCCGAGGCACUGGCCUCGCUGCACAAGAACCUGAAGGGCAAGUGGGACUUCAUCUCGAUGCAGGCCGAGGAGCAGGUGCGCCUGGCGAAGGAGCGCAAGAAGGGUGACAAGAUCGUGGGAGACUCGCAGGAACGAGCUUACUGGAGAGUUCACCGUCCACCACCUGGCCAGUUCACUCCCUUGGAGCCCUGUCCAGUGCCUUCGCGCGAUCGUCAGGGCCUCAAGCCCAAUAAAAAAAAGACUGUCGAUGACAUGCAGCGCGACGUUGACUACUUGGGCAAGUCGCUCAAUCGGACGCGGAUGAAGAUGUCGCAGGCCUGCGAGUCGCUCGUCUGCUACUCGGAGACCUUCUCCGAAUACGAUUUCUUUCUGCAGCCGGCACUGCCCUCCAAUCCGUGGGUGACCGAGGAUAUUGCCUUUUGGCAGCUGAACAACACCUUUGUGGACAUUCCCACAGAGAAGCGGGUCAAGCGCUGGGCCAUUUCCAUCGAGGAGCUCGUCUCCGAUCCCACAGGCCUGCAGGAGUUCACCGGCUUCCUGGAGAAGGAGUACUCGCACGAAAACAUCCGCUUCUGGAUAGCGGUCAAUCGAUUGCGCCGCUCCGCUCACUCCCAGGUGGCACGAAAGGUCAACGAAAUUUACGAAGAGUUUUUAAAGCCUGGAGCACCGUGCGAGAUAAACAUUGACGGCAAGACCAUGGAGAGCGUGCUCCGGGGCCUGAAAAACCCAUCGCGGUUCACCUUCGACUCGGCCUCGGAGCACAUUUACAUGCUGCUGCUGAAGAAGGACUGCUACCCACGAUUUAUUCGAUCCGAGCACUACAAACGCCUGCUGGACACCGGCAUUCAGCCGUCGUACAAGAAGCGGUUUUUUAACUUUGGCGGCGUUAGCGGAGCCAAGAAGAAAAUGACAGCCGCCCUGAGCAGCCAGCCAAACCUGGGGGAUGCGGCCAAAGGAUCUGGUGGCACUGGCGGCGGCAGCUGCUCCAUGAUGCAGGCACCACCGCCCGGUAACCUGGCCAGGCGCCGUGGCAGCGAUCGCAGUCUCACGGGUUCCGCCCACGAACUGGCCGUGAUCGGGGUGAACAAGGAUUCGGGUUCCAAGGUACCGCACUCUCAUUCCCAGAGUAAUCUCAGCGAAAUUCCCUUCAGUAGCGAUUCAAUUUAUCGAGGCGAUAUGCCACAGCGCCACAUGGCGGUCAUGGAUAUUGGGAUCUAUGCGGCCUACGGGAAUCGCGAAAGUAGUUUGCAGGCACUUCCAGAAACGCCAAAGACGAAGACCACCGCCCUUGAGACAACGGAGUCCACGUCGUCGUCCACAGCUCUGGUUGUGGCGGCCAGCAGUGCCGUCUGUCCUUGGGACGAACCAGCCGAACCAGUCCCGCCGCCGCCAGCGCAGUUAAAGCUAUCCGUGUGUCCCUGGGAACAGGAUAGUGCCACAGAGCCGCCGGCUCCCACUCCGGCCACAGGAGGAGGAGGACCGUCGAAGAUCUCAAGUUCCAACGGGCAGCCACUGCGGUUGAACAGCACUUCCUCGGACAACAGCGAUGUGAAUGACCGAAUGCAGCGUAAUUUGGGCAUUCGCCAUCAGAACACCGUGGACAGUGGUGAGGCAGGCAUCAAGCGUCUGGUUCCCAACUUUCCAGAACAGCGUCGGGCUUCAGUCUCAUUUACUCCAAGCCGUACUCCGGAUUUCCAGCUGGGACGGGCUCCAACGACGACAUCGUCACCCACUGUGGUGACCAGUAGCUCCACCCCGCUGCAGGCACGUAGUGCUGUCUACGGUAGUGGCGCCAUCGCAAAGGAUCCACCAUCUGGCUCUGAUGUCGAUGCGGAACUGGAGGAGGAACUCAACCAGUUGUCCCUUGGCGACUCCUCGACAUCGGAGUUGCCACUCCUUAUAGUACCCACCCCCACGCAGACCCCGCCGCCCAUGACAAAGAUUACGCCGGCGCCGGGAGAAUGCGAGGUUCAGGUGGCGGCCAGUUCCACAGGGACCGCGGAAAUCUCCUGCUCAACCCAAACCAAGCCAGUAAAGGAGGCCUCGGUUACAGUGACCACAGUCAAAGAAGUCCAGAUUGAACUGAUCGAGGAGGGCAGUAGUGUCCACACAGAACCAGGAAGUCCGCCCACCAUUAAAGUCCUGGAGCUAGAAGCAACUACACCCCUAUCUUCUGAGCCCGGAGCAGCAGAUCCAGGCGGGUGUCCAGCACAGAUAAACACCACCACCACCGAGGAGCAUCCAGAGUUUGCGGACGAAACGGAAAAGGCUGCCGAAAUAGAAGGACCGGUUUUGGACGAGCUUUCACCCACCACUGACGAGUACCAGGAGGGACUGCAGUUUGGCAGCGAUGCCAAGGACGCAGUCGACGACUUUGACAGCAUAGACGUGGGCUAUAUACCGCCUGCACCCACCCCGGCUCCCUCCAUGGCACCGCUGGCUGAGCUGGACGUGGACACGGUGGACGAUGAGCCGUUCGAGCCCCCGCCCCCUCCUCCUAGCAGCAGGGACACGGUGUUGGCCUCGGCCUCCGCCUCGGUAUCGGCUACGGCCACGCCCACAUCCAGCAACGAAGAAGCGCGCAAGCGGCGCAAGAAACGAAACUCGGAGGGCAAGAAACUUAGCUCGCAGGACGAAAAGGAUAAGGAGUCGCGCGAAAGGGCUGGCGGAAGCAGCAUCGACGCCGAUCACAAUGCGGUGUGUCCCUGGGAAGACGAGAACGUCAGCACGAACGACGGCACCUUCGUGAAGACGUAUGCCACACUGGGAUACUUAUGAAUAAAGCCAAAUCUGUUCAAGACGGUGGUCAACAAGUUGCUGAAAAGGAAGCCAUACAAGAAGUAAGGCCUGGGUAGCUAAGUUUAUUAUACGGAGUAUCUAUUAUAAUACGUACAUGCAAACAUAUUAUGUAAAUGUAAGUAUUUAAAUAAUUGAGUGUAUAUGUUAAUGUUAAAUGCUUCUCAUGUUCUUGAAACCACCAACGAGGCACAGUGGUUUAUUGCUGAAAAUUUCAAUAUAAAUUAACGGAAAACGGUCUAAGAAUGCAACAAAAAAUAUAUACUUUAUCUACAGACGUACAUACUUAUUUACAAAACGAGGUGGCUAAUGUGGCUCAUUAGAAUUACAAAAAAAAAAUAGUGACAGCAGAAAGAAUUUAAAUGAAAUGGAAAAAAUGUGCUAACAGUUGUAUUGACUCCUGUUAAUGUCGCCUCCGAUCAGUUGUAAAAUCGAAACAUAAACGGAGCUUAGAUUUGGCGGCAGAUAUACUGUAAUGUAUACAAUGUAUAUGAUCUUUCUGCGCAUUGGAAACAACUUUCCAAAGGUUAUUCAAAGCUAUAUAGCCCUCUUCAAAGUAUAAGCAGUAACGAUGAAAGUUAUAGCCACGUUCGAGAAUACUAGACCCAAAGUUAAAUAACAAAGUUAGUCUUAACGUAAAUCUUCGCAAAAUGCCUGCGAUAACAAUGACUUUAUGACGUGAAAAGUCAUAGUUAUUCCAGAAAAUUUGUGAAAAUGUACCCUGAAAGAAAAUGUAUUGAGAGUAGUUGGUAAAAGGUGAGUUAUUACUUGAAAUGCCCGCAUUAUUUUCAUGGUGCCUUGAGCUAGAAAUACCUGCGAUUAACGGUCAGUAAUGGGGACAAUACCUACCAAUACUAUUUGAAAUUGUGAUGUUGAUCCGUUUGAGCACGUAUUGCCCUUUGCCAACUGGAAAACCCAUGAUGAUUCAUUUGGUUAGUAGUACAAAUUGUUACCCCGGGUGUGGCAAGGCCUAUAUACUCCUAAAUGUCCAUCCAUGCCUCGGAUCACCCCACAAAAAAUGUUAAAAAAAUACCCUUUAAUAAAUAAAUGCACAAGAUGCUGCGCAAGUAGUUGCCAUUUAAUUUCAAAUGAGUUCAUUUGCAAUAUAUAGUUUUCGCUUCCAAAAUGAAAAACAGUUUCAUUUCACGCGUACAUGCCAGAACUCACGAGCCCCAACUUUAUGUGCAGUGAAAAUGAAACACAGUUCGAAAAUCGCCACUAUUUAGGGGAAAUUCUUAAAUUUACUGAUGUUGCAAAACUUUAAGUCGUCAAGCUUAGAUUUUCCGUAAUAAUAUCUGCUAAGUUGUUUCAAAAACUGAACUAACUUGCGCGAAUACCUUGUGCGUUUUUAAAUAUAUAUUGUCCUAUGACUACUUAGUAAUUUUCUCUAUUUGACUAGAAAUGUAUUGAGCUGCCCGCCCAAACAAUCGCAGAAAUCGAGCUAUGCUGUAUAACACUAACAACUUAAAGCCAACAUCGAUGGGAGUGAACCGUGAUGGCCCGCAUCUUUAAGAUCAAAUUACUGUUCCAUUUGAACACGUUAACCUUAUAAAAACAAAUGAUUAGAAAAUCAAAUUAAGAUGAAAUCCUGGUUGUUCGCGACUAAUACCUUUAUAUGAAUCGAAAAAAGAUAACUUAUCGAAGAACUAUUACAAUCUAAGUAUAUUUCUAUUUUCAUUGUGCAUAUGAAUUAGCUACUUACUGUCGAGCCCAUUUUGCUGGUAAACAAUCUUUAUAUGGGAUAUCUGAAUUCUCUUUGUGCUUUCUAUGCUAAAAACACAUUUUUCAACUACUUCAAUUAACAAGCAAAACCUAAACUGUAUAACUAUAUGUACCAAAUGUUGUACCAAAUGAAGAGAGUUACAUAAAUGCCGAAAACCUAAGCAAAUCAAAGAAAAUGUUGCAUAGAUAUUACGAGUCGAGGGGUACAUAUAGAGAAAUAGGAACAAUGUGCCGAGUGUAGGGCGUGCGUACAAAAUGUGUACAUGAAACCACCGUUAACUUUGCUUAAUGCGAGCCGAGCAAUUAAAGAGUUAAAAAAUAAAAUAAAGAAAUGAAAAAAGUAAAAGAUGAAAUCACCGGCAGCAAUAGUUCCAAAAUUGUUGUCAAAAUAUAAUAGCAGCUUUUAGAACAACACCAAAGAAGUUGUAGUAAAUGCGGAGGAAAAUUGUAUUGUUGUUGUUUUUUAUGUACAUUUACUUUUUUGUAUUAACGUUGUUGUAAGUCAAAUAUGCCAAAAAGAAUAGUUUAUUAAGAGUUUACAACAAAAUUUGAAGGCAAGAUAUGAAUUACUUUAACGCAAAUCGCAAGAAAAAGUUCCGAAUGUUUUUAGUAAUCAAUGGUGAAUAUCUUUUAAUUGCUUAUACUAAAUGUUCCCAUGCAUAUUGAUGGGAUCCUUGCCGCAACAUAAAUCUUAAAUAAAUAUAGCUAGCGCGGCUGUCGACUUUACUUAUCCCGGUACUCAAAAAACCGAAAAUACAAUAAGUUACUGAUCGGAUGAUAUAACAAAUCUUUAGGUAAUGAAAUAACAUGUUUUUAGGUGGUAUUCAAGUCUUAGCUGAUUUUAUAUGCGUUGGAACUUGACCAUUUUUUUCAAGAUUGCAACAUUUGAUACGUGCAAAUCAGAUUUCCUCACAUUUAUUUAUAACUCUGAAAAAGUGGUCGAAUUGUAGGCACAAUUUCGUAUUAUAAAAUUUCCACAAUCUUAAAGUACUUUCCAAAAAUUUAUUUUGUCUAAUUUAUAGAGUAAAAUCUUCGUGUUUUGAAAACAUGCACUAUUUUCUGGGACUUACUUCAGCAAAAUAUAAAAUCUUAUAAAUGUUAAAUAUAUGUUUUAAAAUGUUUAAAUAAUAUAUUUUUAGAAAUAUAUUCCUUAAUUUCAGAGAAUUAGUCCGAAAAGUAUAAUUGUUUUAUUUAUAGAGGAAUUUAAAUUUAAUGAUUAAUUUCUAGAAUUUAGAAGUUGGAAUCUUGAAGCCAAAAAUGGUGUCCUUUGUUUAGUUGUAUAAUAAUUGAUUUUUUGAGUAUCGGGUAAGCAUAAAAAGAAAAUACUAUUAAUGGUACUAUGGAUUGAUAAAGACGCUGCCGCGCCAUUUUGAUAAUAAUAAAAAUUCGAUAACUAAUGUAUGUUAAACAAAUUACAUAAGUAUAUACUACUUCAUGCGACAGGUGGGUAGCAUUGCCCUACAAAUAUUUACUUUAAUUUCUGGAUAAUUAGUGCUCAUAUCACUGAUUAGACAACAGGAAUGCGCAAAACAAUAUGCUUAAUACAUAAGAUUCCAGAGCUU
Molecule: messenger RNA, 8361 nt
Organism: Drosophila suzukii
Lineage: Eukaryota; Metazoa; Arthropoda; Insecta; Diptera; Drosophilidae
Biological process (GO): intracellular signal transduction; positive regulation of GTPase activity; G protein-coupled receptor signaling pathway
Cellular component (GO): neuron projection; plasma membrane; cytoplasm
Molecular function (GO): GTPase activator activity
Source: RefSeq, a predicted model, not a curated record